Dibothriocephalus latus is the source of this 1860-nucleotide messenger RNA. NCBI's taxonomy places the organism in Eukaryota, Metazoa, Platyhelminthes, Cestoda, Diphyllobothriidea, Diphyllobothriidae. The record is from the annotation of a GenBank genome assembly.
AUGUCUCAAGCGGAGACGUCCACCGACGUCCCAACAGCCGUAACCAACGUGCGAAUUAUUGAGGCAGACUUGCGCAGCUGCUAUUUUCCCCUGUUCUUUCUCUCACGCGCAGCUGAAUCUUACAGAUAUACGCAGCCGGGACAGCCAGAGGCAGGAGCUGAAUGUCUCUCAGGAAACCAAGAAGGUUCAACAAAGCAGAGACCUUCACGUGGCCCUUCGGUUGAACGAUGGGUUCAUCUACAUAUUGCUCAGGGCGACAAAGCAAGCCUAAAGCAUAUCAAAACACAUUCCGCAAAUUCAAACGGAAAAGGCAUUUCUGGAGGCACAACUGAAAACCUCAACUUCGAAUCGGAGUAUGCCUGUGAUUUCGCAGUCUGCUUAACUCAAGCCCAACUCGUGGUCAUUUCUACUGUCACAGUUAUUGUUGUCAUAACCGUGGGCCUGGUAUCCCUCAUUGCUCUGCGCCAAAAGCACAUCUUUCCCCCCGUCGAUGGAGGGUGUAACCGCCGUGAACCGAUGCAGUACCAGGUAGAUGGAGGACUACGCGAUCCGGGUGGAGCACCUGGUGAAGAAGGUGGGUUUCAAAACAUGAAGUCCUACGAAUACGUCAACUGCUCGUCUCGUCUCCAGGACUGCACUCCUCCAUCCACCUAUAGCAACCUGGUUGUUUCCCAUGAACCGUGGAUGCAGACUCCUCUAUUCCACCAGACAGCCGUCAACGAAACGACACUGCCACGAUGCUCACUAGUUCCUAGUCAACGGACGGAUUUCAUUCUCAUUCCUUCUUCCAUAUUUAGUCAAACGAAACCUGAUGCGAACACGACAGAUGUUGUAGAACUUAACCCCAAUUUGUACAACUCAGAUAUUUUUCCUCGUACCGUGACUUCUUCGACUACAAAUGCCAGCAUCAUCACCCAGGCUCUUCCUAAUCCAGGCGAGAAUAACUACCAGCAAAAUGCCUCUGGUAUCAUAAUAAGUAAUCCAUGUCUCGCGACGGAUACGAUGACAGAAAACAGGAGUCAUCGUCAGACGCAACAACCGACAAAACAAAGCAUAACUUUCCUACCUAGGGGUGCAAUACAGAUUCAUACGACCAAGGACGCUGAUCCUCUCCAAGCUCUGUCACAUAGCCUACCUAAAGAAGGCAACAUUUCACCCAGGACCCUCGAAAAUCCUUUCCUAAAUGACAAUGAAAUUCUCCUUGAGGCUGGAACGGAAAAGAUAGAUAUUGCCGGUCCCUACCUUCAGCUUCGUCCGAUCAGUGGCGGCGGGAUCAGUAAGAAAUCCACAAGGCAGCAGCAGGUAUUUUUGCAUGCAGGCAUCGACCCUGCCGUCGGUUUUAUGCCACAGAGCGACAACAAAGGCCAAAAACAACCACUGGCGUCAAUUUCAGGCACCGUUCGAUCUACAUUGGGUACUGAGGGAGGCAAGCAUGGAGGGCCGAUUCAAGUGGUGGCCUACGACAUGCAGAGAGAGGAGAUGAAAAAGGAACUGGCGCAGAGUCUCUCCUUCAACGAAAUUCUAAAGUCGGAUGUCCUAAAACCACAAAUGACCCCAGCGUUUCAGGUGACCACUUCACACACCCGACCCACAAUUACGCAGGGUGUCCUGUGUGAGUGCAACAGUAGGUGGUGUGCUGAACGUGACAGAGCGGUCAACAUACCCACCAGCACUACAACAGAUAGGGGUUUGACGGUUGAUAUACACAACUACUCCAUUCACCCUCGGACGAAAGAGGUUCGGUGCUCCAACCAACAGACUGAUGUUCAAAGCAACGACCCCAACAGCACAUUAUUGCCCAAACGUACGGCAACCAACAUGUUGUCUACGGAUGCGGGUGAGGCUGCUAACUUAGCAUAG